Aspergillus aculeatus ATCC 16872 is the source of this 1389-nucleotide messenger RNA. RefSeq names its product peptidylprolyl isomerase. Gene Ontology annotation, biological process: protein folding; protein peptidyl-prolyl isomerization. The transcript has 7 exons. The record is from RefSeq and is a predicted model, not a curated record. Gene Ontology annotation, cellular component: fungal-type vacuole; endoplasmic reticulum. Gene Ontology annotation, molecular function: peptidyl-prolyl cis-trans isomerase activity. Bases 78 to 893 code for a protein of 271 amino acids. NCBI's taxonomy places the organism in Eukaryota, Fungi, Ascomycota, Eurotiomycetes, Eurotiales, Aspergillaceae.
CAACUGUGCCUUCCUUCAUCUUACCCCCAGACAAUCGCAUUCGAGGUUCAGUUUUUUGAAGUUAUUCUUCAGUAACCAUGAACUUCAGAAACCUUUUCCUGUCCUUCUUCUUGGUCCUGGCGGUCGGGUUCGCCCUCGUACACGCCGAAGAGGCUAAGCCUCGGGGCCCGAAGAUUACCAGUAAGGUUUACUUCGAUAUCGAGCAUGGUGAUAAGCCCUUGGGCAGAGUUGUCCUUGGUCUGUAUGGCAAGACUGUUCCCAAGACUGCUGAGAACUUCCGGGCUCUCGCUACCGGUGAGAAGGGCUUCGGUUAUGAGGGUUCUACUUUCCACCGUGUCAUCAAGGACUUCAUGAUCCAAGGUGGUGAUUUCACUCGCGGUGAUGGUACCGGAGGCAAGUCCAUCUAUGGCGAGAAGUUCGAGGAUGAGAACUUCAAGCUUAGGCACACUCGCAAGGGUCUUUUGAGCAUGGCCAACGCCGGCAAGGACACCAACGGAUCUCAGUUCUUCAUCACCACUGUCCCCACUCCUUGGCUCGAUGGCCGUCACGUUGUCUUCGGCGAGGUGCUCGAGGGUUACGAAUUUGUUGCGCAGAUUGAGAACGUGCCCAAGGGCCGCGGCGACAAGCCCGUGGAGACGGUCAAGAUCGUGAAGAGCGGCGAGCUGCCGGUGGAGGAGAAGGCUGAAGAGAAAGAAGAAAUGAUCUCGGAGAUCCCGUCACAACCUUCGGCAACUCCUGUGGCUCCAGCGGUUGCCUCCCUCAUCACUUCUGACAGCUACCCUUAUAUUUACCCGAAAAUUGCGGCCCUCGCUCUAGUCGUUGGCCUGCUGCUGAUCUUGAUCAAGCGCAGCACUCCGGGACAGCGAGAGAAGGCUGAGAGAAGUGUCGUUUAAGAUCGAAGACGGACGCUCCGCCAUGCAGCAACGGUUUCGUACUCCAUAGCUUACUAUAAUCAUUCAAAGAACUAGUGCAACCAUAAUUCCGUCCCUCUGUGUUCGAUAACUUAUAGAAUCCGCUACCUGGUAGCUUGUGACCCUUGAUGCAUACGCAGCCAUUCGGCCGUGCUUACACCGGUCUUCUUAUACGUAACACGUUUCAGCCCUGCAAGACUAGACUGCCGUCAAGUCUUGCCAACUUAUCACGAAGAAGUCGGUCAGAAUUUCAAGAGGACCAUCCAACUUUAGACCAGGCAGUCGGACAUACGAGGGAAGCCCUUGCUUUAUCUUUGAUAAUGUUAGCGAAACCCCCAAGUAAUACAAGGCAUUCCCAUUCUGGCCAGCAGAGUCCAAUGCUUUUUAUGCAGCACUGCAGCGACGUGGAAAGGUUCGCUGUAUAAUCUCCGUACCACGUCAUGCGGCCCAGGAUCAUGCCAUGAGCCUCCAUCAAGGU